Messenger RNA from Haplochromis burtoni (Burton's mouthbrooder), 3065 nucleotides. Its product is annotated as BTB/POZ domain-containing protein KCTD16. The record is from RefSeq and is a predicted model, not a curated record. Lineage: Eukaryota; Metazoa; Chordata; Actinopteri; Cichliformes; Cichlidae. Gene Ontology annotation, molecular function: protein binding. The transcript has 2 exons. Gene Ontology annotation, biological process: regulation of G protein-coupled receptor signaling pathway; protein homooligomerization. Gene Ontology annotation, cellular component: presynaptic membrane; postsynaptic membrane. Bases 977 to 2251 code for a protein of 424 amino acids.
CACCUUACCCUACCAUCCAUCUCACGGGAUAAGCACGUCAGCUAAAAGUGUUAAAUGUAAAUUAGGACUGGACGGAGGGGGGUCGCUCCAGCAGAAGACACGAAAGAGGGGAUUAAUCUGUGAUGUUAAAAUUGCGUCACACCCCAUCGCCAGCUGCACGUCGCCCGUGGCCGGAUCAGAAUUUCAUGAAAAAUUGCACAGAUCCCCCCCCCUCUCUCUCUCUCCAAUCAUCCCGCUUUGCGUCCAUCAGCUGAAAAUGUCAUUUUCCUUUAAGAUGAUGUAAGACAUUACUACACGGGACGAUUUUUUCCCAUUCUCUCUCUCUCUUGCACAGCUUGGAGCAACGUUAUCUUGAGCCUGCCGUCGGUCCAAACAUUUCCGCACUCAGCAGUUUGGAGAGAUGGAUGCGCGCAGGAAUCCCAUCCUCCUCAUCUGUGCGAGAAACCUCCUCGCGCGUUUCAGUAUCUCAGGAGCCGGGAGCGUGGCAGCAGAGCGAUGAGGUGCAUGCACAUUUGUUUUUUUUAAUUCUUUAUUUGAGUUUAUCUGGCUGAACUGAGGGACAAACGCAAACCAGUGACGCUCUCCACUGAAACUUGAGCGGAGAUGUAUUUACUUUUUUGUGUUGUGAAAUUUCUGAGUGAAGUGAGUAUAUUACAUUUAUCUGGAAUCAAACUAGCAAAUCAACGGGGUGGAUGCGUGUAAUUCGACGCUGGUUAGGAUAAUCGAUUCCAUUCAAAAGAAAAGGAUGCAUCGUGGUGGGUAGGCACGUUUACGCACGGGGUUAAAGGAUGUACUGUAGACACACCUUGGGAUUGUUCUGUCAUGAGAUACUGGAUGCGAGUGCUGCAGCUUGCAUCGAGACUGUGUGUUAGCUCUGAGCGCAUCGGCACCCUAUGCAGCUACACCCUACACCCUGAACUUCUGGGACGUUUGCGCUCCGUGAUCGAGACUCGGAUUUCUUACAGGAUCGGACAAAAUGGCACUGAGCGAAAACUGCAAAACGCAACCCACAAAGGAGCAAGGCUCGGUGCAAAACCCUCCAUCGGAUGUGAUUGAGCUAAACGUGGGUGGGCAGGUGUAUUACACUCGUUAUGGUACACUGGCAAGUUUUCCAAAUUCUCUACUUGGGAAGCUGUUCUCUAACAAGAAGGGGUCCUCGAAUGACUUGUCCCGGGACCUCAGAGGACGCUAUUUUAUAGACAGAGAUGGGUUUCUGUUUCGGUAUAUCCUGGAUUACCUUAGAGACAAGCAAGUCGUCCUCCCUGAUCACUUUCCUGAAAGAGGAAGGUUGAAAAGGGAGGCGGAAUACUUUCAGCUGCCAGAUUUAGUCAAACUUUUGUCAUCCGAGGACUCAAAACUAUUCGCAGACGACUUGUACUACAGCGAUUUGGAUGAUGCGUCGCAGGGCAGCGACCAGAGGUAUUAUCCCUCUUACUCCUUUGACAGGAGGUACGGCUACAUCACGGUCGCCCUCAAAGGCGUUUGCGCAGCGGGAGGCAGAGAAAAUCAAAGUGAUGCCAAGGCCAGAAAGUUACCGAGAAUCUUCAUUAGUAGCAGAAUUGGCUUGGCGAAAGAAGUGUUUGGAGACGCCCUGAAAGAGAACAGGGACACGGACAGACCUCCGGACCGAUACACCUGCAGAUUUUACCUCAAGUUCAGACACCUGGAGAGGGCGUUUGACAUGCUGUCAGAGAGCGGCUUUCAUAUUGUGGCCUGCAAUUCGUCCCUGACCACGUCCCCGAUCGCUCAUUACCCGGAUGACAGGGUCUGGUCCAAUUACGCACAGUACAUCUUCUACCGCGGACCUUCUCGGUGGUCGUCCUCUCACUGUGACUGCUGCUGCAAGAGCCACAAAAGCGAGCGCGAGGGAGAGAGCGGCACAUCCUACAACGACCUCUCCACGUCCUGCUCCGAGACCCAGUCAGAGGCCAGUUCCCCUCAAGGAACCGUGAUCUGCGGGCCCGUGAGCCGGCACUCCAACAUCCAGACGCUGGACCGGCCGGUGCCUAAAGGGCCGGUUCACAUGCUGCAGCAGGCAGAGAUGCGCCGCAAGACUGACAUGCUCCGUGUGAGAACCUUUGGAGUGCGGGAGCGAGAGGCUGCGAAAAGGAAAGCGAACAAGGAGAAGAUGACUCCCGAGCAGGAGCUGGAGAAAUGUAUCCAAGACUUCCAGCGCAUUAGGAUUCCCGAUCACUUUCCGGAAAGGAAGUACAUGUGGCAAUCAGAGCUUCUGAGGAAGUACCAUCUCUAAAUAUAAGAGUGGAGGAGAGGCCAGAGAGAGUGAGAGAUGGUGCCGUAGUAUCAUUUAACCAUCAGUGGAGAGCAUUAAACUGCAUAGGCAAUACACUGCACCCUCUAAGACAUACUGUACUAGAAAAAAACAAAAACAAAACUGUGGCCACUUUCCUGCCAGGAUGACUAGCCAAGCACACACAGUAUGAGGCAGUGUGAGUCAUUUAUUUGUGAGGUAUGCACAGUGUUGUGUACGAUAUGCACAUGUGUAAAUCAGGUUUCUCCUGCUGGGGCUGACAUCACACACACACACCCUGUUCUCGCUUCGCGGAGCUGAGAGGCAGGAAACACUACCACUGACAACAAAGCAACCUCAGGGGCAACAUCAUUUCAGUUCAUCAACUCACCACAUACUGUAUGUGCAAUAGCCCACAAUAGCUAUUUUCUAAAUGGAUGUACCCAGAUGGUGCUGUGAGUUAGCAACGGAUUAUCACUAUACGUCACCGAUGCAACAUAUACUUAUAGUACGCUUUGAAAGCAGCACUGCAUGUCAUUUCACUCUUAUCAUAAUUAUGCAAUAUCAAGCAAAGUUUAAAUUCACCGUUUCGUGUGACAGGUAAAAGUGGCGUGUCAGGACCGAGGCCGACUUCACCGAAGAAAGCACUGCCUAGAUCUGUUUUGCCAUUGUGAAACUUUUUGUCCAUUGACGUCAUUAUGUGUUGGAUAGCUGAUGUUGUGUAGGUAGAGUGUAUAAUGCCAAUGGAUACUGAUCUAAUCCUUGAUUGUAUGUGUGCAUAAAAAAAGUAAAUAAAUGAGUAAGAAUUCUGUUCCUU